Theileria annulata is the source of this 1071-nucleotide messenger RNA. RefSeq names its product DnaJ-like molecular chaperone, putative. Lineage: Eukaryota; Apicomplexa; Aconoidasida; Piroplasmida; Theileriidae. The record is from RefSeq and is a predicted model, not a curated record. The coding region runs from base 1 to 1071 and encodes 356 amino acids. The transcript has 6 exons.
AUGGGAUUGAAUGUUUUAUUAUGCCACACUGUUAUUUCAGCUGUUGCCAACAAUUUGCUCCUGGUUGGAGAUCAUUUCGUUGUAAAGAAAUUCAAUUCUAUCUUUAGAUUCACAUUACACGCACUUAUCGCAUCAUUCCUCUUCUACCACGAACUUCCAAAACUAGGAGACACAUAUUUUUCUUACCUUGGGUUACCUAUCACUGCGACACAUAGCGAUGUGUUGAAAUCUUACGACAGAAUUCAGGAAUUCUUGAAGGUAAGCUGGAAGAUUAAUAAUUUAAUACAGACUGGAUCACCGGAUGUAGUCGCGAAGCUUAAGAAAGCAUACCAGACUCUGUCAAAUCAAGAAUCCAGAAUGUUAUAUUCUGCAUAUGGAGAUGUUGAUAUAGAUGCAAAGAACCCGCAAGAUUUUACAAUUAUUGUACUUACCGUUUCGCUUUCAUAUUACUGUGUUUCUGCUAUACUCUGUUGCGCUUUAAACAGGUCUAAUAGACUUAAGUUUGCAAAAUAUAUUACAGUUCUAUAUAACGCAGUUGGGUUUUUUCUCGAAGUUGAAUUGAGGUUUUUAUAUGCCUGCUUUAUGAAAAACAUCUUUUACUUGAAUAAACUUUUACCAUAUCAACACGUUGAGUUUUUGAGAGCAAUACCACCUUUCGUGAUGAUGGUCGCUUCACUUUUGACUCACUCCUUCGUUACUGAUAUGGAUAAAUUAAACAUGUUACUUUGGCAAUCAGCUGUCGCCACCAAUGGCAUUAUACUUGAAAAAAUGGCAAACGUGGUUAAUGCUACAGAUUAUCUUAAAAGUCUGGGCAGGGAUAAUCUCAGCCUUCCUGAAGAUUUAUUCAAGUUUGAAGCCAGAGGCAGUGGUUUCGGGGAAUUCUUAGACUCUCUAGAUGAAUCUCAGAAGAAGAAGCUAGUUGACUUGUUGAAUAAUGGAGUAAGUCUUUUGCUCAUUAAUUCUUUUCAGAACGGCAAAGCCAAAACACCCAAAUCAAGAAUCAUUGAAUUCCUGAAACCAGCCUUAAUAUACAUUGUGAUGUUCCUUGUAAUUCGCGUUUUUUUAAAAUAA